AUGAAUGAGCCCCACUCGUCUCUGGCGUAUGAAUAUGGCCGGUGCCAGGAAGCAUGGGCGCCCGCCUCUGCACCGUCCACGCCGGAGUGGUGCAGUUACAGCGAGCGGCUCAUCCCAAGCAGGGCCUCCUCGAGCCUGGAGAGCGGGCCCCCGCUCUUGGACGAGGGCGCGCAGCAGCCACCGGGCAGCGCGGCAGACGGCACGAGAGACGAGAACAGCGCGGCCUACGCGCAGCUCCUGCGCAGCGAGCUUCUCGGGGCACGCCCUCGGCUGGGCAGGGGCGAGGAGGGGCGGAGUGCGCCAGACUGCAGGAACGUGCUCCGGUUCAAGUCUGAGCCGCAGUUGUCUCAGGGCGGCGCCUUCUCGCUGUCCCCGGUCCCUCUCCAUGGCCACGACGUCCUCGGCACUCCGCGGAGGGCGCCCCGCAAGAUUGCCAGGGUCCCCUUCAAGGUGCUCGACGCGCCCCAGCUCCAGGACGACUUCUACCUGAACCUGGUAGACUGGUCUGCGGCCAACGUGCUGUCGGUCGGGCUGCACAGCUGCGUCUACCUGUGGAGCGCCCACACCAGCCGCGUGACCAAGCUGUGCGACCUGGGCGCCGACGACACGGUAACCUCGGUGAGCUGGACGCAGCGGGGCAGCCAUUUGGCCGUGGGAACGAACAGGGGAGAGGUCCAGAUUUGGGAUCCAGCCCACUGUCGUAAGCUGCGGACUAUGACUGGCCACUGCGGCCGUGUUGGGACGAUGGCGUGGAAUGGAUACGUUCUGUCCACCGGCAGCCGGGACCACAGCAUCUUGCACAGGGACGUGCGACAGCAAUCACACUACACGUCGAGGUUACAGGGGCACCGUCAGGAGGUCUGCGGCCUGAAGUGGUCGUAUGACGAGCAGCAGCUGGCCUCAGGAGGCAACGACAACAAGUUGUACGUGUGGAAUUUGCGGUCCACCUCGCCAGUGCUGAGACUCAACGAGCACCAGGCAGCGGUCAAGGCGAUCGCCUGGUCGCCCCACCAGCAUGGGCUGCUCGCCUCUGGCGGUGGAACUGCCGACCGGUGCAUCCGUUUCUGGAACACGAUUAACAACACGCCGCUCUCUUCCGUAGACACCGGGUCUCAGGUGUGCAAUCUGAUUUGGUCCAAGAACGUCAACGAGGUCGUUAGCACCCAUGGGUAUUCCCUAAACCAGAUCAUUCUCUGGAAGUAUCCCUCCAUGUCGAAGGUAACGACUCUGACAG
Prorocentrum cordatum is the source of this 1234-nucleotide messenger RNA. Lineage: Eukaryota; Dinophyceae; Prorocentrales; Prorocentraceae. The record is from the annotation of a GenBank genome assembly.